AUAUAAACCGACCACAGCAGCAUCCCGAACACGACUGUGAUACCGGACGCGCCCAGAGGACAUCCGUUCAUCUUCAACAUUAACCUGCUAUUAAUGCUACAGAUUAGGGUCUAUAAGUAUUACGGUGUAUCUAUUUAUGAUUAACAUACUUUAAUAACCUCGGUGUAUUUAUUUAUUGUUUCGUCGCGGUACGUUUUUUGACGGAUCAGUCGUUAUCGGUUUUGUAAUUGAUCACUGGAACAUUCUUCACGACUGGAAGGGUUUGGUCAUUUUUUUUCCAUUCACGGUAUUGCUGAAGAAACGGAUUUGUCUUUUUUUAUCAUUGAGGAUGAGCAAAGCCACUGCAAACACAAAGAUGAGUAGUUUUAACAUCGCUCCGGACAUGGACAGCUGCAGUUCCAACAGCAACGAGUACACCAGUUAUCAGGACUGUGCCUCCAAAGUCCCCCUCAACGGGAUUCAAUACACAGACGUGGACGCGGAAAGCCAGAACUUCCUCCCCGAUCAUCAGCUGGGCAAAAAGAAAUAUGAAGCUGAAUAUAGCCCGGGUUCGGCAUCGUUCGGGAUGUCGGUGUUUAACUUGGGCAAUGCCAUCAUGGGAAGUGGAAUCCUGGGACUUUCCUACGCCAUGGCCAACACUGGCAUUGCCAUGUUUGUGAUGCUGCUGGUCGCCGUUGCCAUUUUCUCUCUCUACUCAGUCCAUUUGCUGCUUAAAACAGCCAACGAAGGAGGUUCUCUGGUGUAUGAACAGCUGGGGUACAAGGCCUUCGGGAUUCCCGGCAAACUGGCAGCGUCCUGCUCUAUCACCAUGCAGAACUUCGGAGCUAUGGCAAGCUACCUCUACAUCGUGAAGUACGAACUGCCCAUCGUCAUUAAGGCCUUCUUGGACUCUAACAACAACGCGUGGUACACUAACGGAGAUUAUCUGGUGCUGAUCGUCACUUUGGCUAUCAUACUGCCGCUCUCGCUGCUUAAAAACCUGGGCUAUCUGGGGUACACUAGUGGUUUCUCCUUGUUAUGCAUGGUGUUCUUCCUGAUUGUGGUGAUCUACAAGAAGUUCCAGAUCCCCUGUCCGUUCCUGGAGAACUCCAUUAACAUCACAGUGAACGUCUCUCAGCCGCAGGUUAACACUACCGAUGAAGAGUGCUGCAAGCCCAAGUACUUUGUCUUCAAUUCACAGACUGUGUAUGCAGUGCCCAUCCUGACCUUCGCGUUUGUGUGCCACCCGGCUAUUCUGCCCAUGUAUGAGGAGCUCAAAGACCGUUCCAGAAGAAAGAUGCAGAACGUUGCAAAUGUCUCGUUCCUGGGAAUGUUUGUCAUGUAUCUGCUGGCUGCUCUCUUCGGAUAUCUGACCUUCAACGAGGCCGUUGAACCCGAGCUCCUGCACACUUACUCAAAGGUCUACAACUUUGACGUGGUUCUCCUGAUCGUGCGCUUGGCCGUCCUGACCGCUGUGACGCUGACUGUGCCUGUGGUUCUCUUCCCAAUCCGAACCUCAUUCAACCAGCUGCUGGGCGCCUCUAAAGAGUUCAGCUGGCCGCGGCACAUCUGCAUCACUGUUGCUCUGCUCGUCUGCGUCAACAUCCUGGUCAUCUUCGUUCCCACCAUCAGAGACAUUUUCGGAUUCAUCGGUGCAUCCGCUGCUGCUAUGCUGAUCUUCAUCCUUCCCUCGGCCUUCUACAUCAAACUGGUGAAGAAGGAGUCCAUGAACUCUGUCCAGAAGAUGGGGGCGACUUUGUUUCUCAUCGUGGGAUUCAUGGUGAUGAUCGGCAGCAUGGCUUUGAUCAUCGCAGACUGGAUCCACAAUGCGACAUCUUCAGACAAGCACAGCGAUGGCCACUAGUGGGCGUGUCUUAGCCCUGAUUGACAGGCAGGUGGGCGGGGCCGAACCGCUUCCUCUGCAACUGAGAACUAGAAGAAGCUGCUCUAUUUCCAGCGCAGAGCAAAGACAAACAUCCCAUUCUGAGAGAAUGUCCUGAACUUUGUACAGUAUGCUGUUAGGCCACACAGAUGGUGAUCCACUCAUAUUGUUGUGCUUCUUUUUUUCGUCGAUUUGCUUUUCUUUUUUGUUGUGUUGUUCUUCCGGUACAGCUGAGUUUUCGGUGGUACGUCGCACAGGAACACGUGCAUCAUUCUCCGUAUUCAGGUUAGACGUUUUGUACUCGCAACCAAAACUGAUUUCACGAUCAACACUGAGCGGAGCGUCGCCUGCAGAUGCGUGUCCGAUCCGUUUGUACCUUUGCCAAAAAAUAUCGGUGUUUGUAUGUAGAAAAGCACCUAUCUCUUUUUCAGCAAAUGUGAAAAAACUGUAACUUCGCACAUUUUGGCUGUGCUUUAAACGCAUUCGUUACGAUGCCAUUUAUACUGUACUACUUGAGUCACCUUUACCUGUCGUGUAGAUCUACUAAUGAACAAAUGUUGAUUUGUAGUUGUUGAUUUCAGACAGGAACGGCUGAGUGAAUUUACUGUAACUUAUUUGAACCCAGAUGACAGCGAUGGGCGCUUUACGGUCAACAUGAGACGCAGCUAACAGGAAAUGUUUGCAGAACAAACGCUAUAACAGAACCUUCAUUCUGGUAACGUUAAGAGAACCUUCCAGUGACGUUAAUUGAACAGUUCUCUGAUCUUUCGAAACAAUAGUGUCGUUCAUAAAUGCUUUAGUUGGACAUUUAUCUAGCAUUUUUUUCUUAACGCCAAAAUGCAACAUUCUUUAUGAAUUUCAAAACAAACGUUAAUUUAAAGUUUGACUGUAACAUUUUUGGAAUGUUGCUACUCGUUUUAGAACGUUCAGGGAACAUUUAAAAGUAACUUUCCCGUAAUGUUUGUAAAAUUCUAAUUCGAAUGUUCCCUUGACCUUCGCAUAACCAACAAAAAAAAAGCACAUUCUUGUCUAACCAUUGCAAAAUAAAACAAAAAAACUGACGUCACAUUAAUGAAGUAAAUGAGUUGUUGGUUGCCAUUUCAUGUCGACUUUAAAGCUUCAAAGUAUGCUUGUCAUUUGUUUUGCUUUGUAAACCGCAGAAUGCAAUGGCAGAUUGUUGUUACCGAGGGGAAACGAGAGCGUUAGUGUUCAACUUUGACUACCAUUCAGUGUUUGCCAUCGGCAGCUUGAAGAUAUUCCCAGAUCGAGAGACAGACAGACUGACAGACAGAGGAGUGUGUGUCGUCCACUAAUCAGCUGUUAUGAGUGUGGUGAAUGGAGAGGUCACAUGACCGCCGUCACACACACACACACACACACACACACACCUCACUGUGCUUCCAACAGCUAAACCUCAUGUGUCAUCCAACCUGUUACUCUCCAGCCGUUAUUUAUGGAAAAACAUCAAUGUAAUUUAAUCUAUUUUACUAUAUUUAUAUAUAUAUAUUGUAUAUAUGUGUAUAUACCACAAAAAUGAAGUGUAUAUAUGCUGUCAUUCUUUUUUUUUUUCUCAAUUUUGCUCAACAUGUUUGAAAUAUGAAAAUAGCUUUAGAUGUCCCUCUGUGUGUCGGGGCCCCUGAUCGGCCCCUUUUCAUCUGGCUUGGAAUGAUAAAUUGAGCACAAGGUUCCUAUCUUCUUGUGAUCGGCCCCGGCACACACACACACACACACACACACACACACACACACACCUUUUACAUUACUACUAAAAUGCUGUAAUCAAUGAGAGGGGUGAAGAGCUCCUCAUGUACAAGAGGCCAUUCCUGCGAAUGAUACGCUCUUGUUUCAAUGAAACACUAUGUAUAUCAUGUAAUUAAUGUCUAUUAAAGGUUCAUGAUAACCCA
Messenger RNA from Puntigrus tetrazona (Sumatra barb), 3765 nucleotides. It is a transcript of the gene slc38a2, whose product is annotated as solute carrier family 38 member 2. Gene Ontology annotation, molecular function: L-glutamine transmembrane transporter activity. Lineage: Eukaryota; Metazoa; Chordata; Actinopteri; Cypriniformes; Cyprinidae. Bases 329 to 1843 code for a protein of 504 amino acids. The record is from RefSeq and is a predicted model, not a curated record. Gene Ontology annotation, biological process: L-glutamine transport; amino acid transmembrane transport. The transcript is spliced from 16 exons.